UGGUGUUGGUGGUGCUGGUGGCAGCGGCGGCGGCGGCGGCGGCGCCUCCUCUUCGUCUUCCGCGGCCCAGCGCUCGCACCGCUGUCUCCGCUUCUCAGUCGUAGCCGCGCCGCCGGGUGCCGCCGCGCAGUGCCCACUCCGCACGCCGGGCGGCCGGGAGCCGCUGCCUCUCGGAGGGAGGUGAUAACAGAAUUCAUAGAAGUAAAGAAUUGUUAAAAACGGUAACAAAAAGGAAAGAAAAAUGCCGAAACCAAUCAAUGUAAGAGUAACGACGAUGGAUGCUGAGCUGGAAUUUGCCAUCCAGCCAAAUACAACUGGCAAACAACUUUUUGAUCAGGUGGUGAAGACAGUUGGUUUGCGUGAAGUCUGGUUUUUUGGGCUGCAGUAUGUAGACAGCAAAGGUUAUUCUACAUGGCUUAAACUAAAUAAAAAGGUCACCCAGCAAGAUGUUAAAAAAGAAAAUCCAUUACAGUUCAAAUUUAGAGCUAAAUUCUUCCCUGAAGAUGUUUCUGAGGAAUUAAUUCAAGAAAUAACCCAGAGACUUUUCUUCUUGCAAGUUAAAGAAGCCAUCUUAAACGAUGAGAUCUAUUGUCCACCAGAAACUGCAGUUCUUCUGGCUUCCUAUGCUGUUCAGGCCAAGUAUGGAGAUUAUAAUAAAGAGAUUCAUAAACCGGGCUACCUGGCUAAUGACAGACUCCUGCCUCAACGGGUUUUGGAACAACACAAACUGACAAAAGAGCAGUGGGAGGAAAGAAUACAGAACUGGCAUGAAGAACAUCGAGGAAUGCUGAGGGAAGAUUCUAUGAUGGAAUACCUGAAGAUUGCACAGGAUCUGGAAAUGUAUGGAGUAAAUUAUUUUGAAAUAAAAAAUAAAAAGGGAACCGAACUCUGGCUAGGUGUUGAUGCUCUGGGUCUGAAUAUUUAUGAGCAUGAUGACAAGUUAACACCUAAAAUUGGUUUUCCCUGGAGUGAAAUCAGAAAUAUUUCAUUUAAUGACAAAAAAUUUGUUAUAAAGCCAAUUGACAAAAAGGCACCUGAUUUUGUUUUUUAUGCACCUCGUUUGAGAAUCAAUAAGCGGAUUUUGGCCUUAUGUAUGGGAAACCAUGAGCUGUAUAUGCGCAGAAGGAAGCCCGACACGAUUGAAGUACAGCAGAUGAAGGCUCAGGCUAGAGAGGAGAAACACCAGAAGCAGCUGGAAAGGGCACAGUUAGAGAAUGAAAAGAAGAAAAGAGAAAUAGCAGAAAAAGAAAAGGAAAGAAUAGAACGUGAGAAAGAGGAACUAAUGGAACGUCUAAGGCAAAUUGAAGAACAAACACUGAAAGCCCAAAAAGAACUAGAAGAACAAACUCGAAAAGCUCUAGAGCUGGACCAGGAACGAAAGCGAGCGAAAGAAGAAGCAGAACGCCUUGACAAGGAGCGGCGAGCUGCCGAAGAGGCCAAGUCAGCCAUAGCGAAACAAGCUGCUGACCAGAUGAAGAAUCAGGAACAGCUAGCAGCGGAACUUGCUGAAUUCACUGCCAAGAUUGCACUUCUGGAAGAAGCCAAGAAGAAAAAGGAAGAGGAAGCAACUGAGUGGCAGCACAAAGCUUUUGCAGCCCAGGAAGACUUGGAAAAAACCAAAGAAGAGUUAAAAACUGUGAUGUCAGCGCCCCCUCCACCUCCACCACCACCAGUCAUUGCUCCAACGGAAAAUGAACAUGAUGAACACGAUGAGAAUAAUGCUGAGGCCAGUGCUGAAUUAUCCAACGAAGGGGUGAUGAACCACAGAAGUGAGGAAGAACGCGUAACAGAAACACAGAAAAAUGAGCGUGUUAAAAAACAGCUCCAGGCAUUAAGUUCAGAAUUAGCCCAAGCCAGAGAUGAAACUAAGAAAACACAAAAUGAUGUUCUUCACGCCGAGAACGUUAAAGCAGGCCGUGACAAGUACAAGACUCUGCGACAGAUUCGACAAGGCAAUACAAAGCAGCGUAUUGAUGAGUUUGAAGCAAUGUGAGAGCUGUUCGUUUGCAUACGUGUUCCUCAUAAGCUGAACCACCAUCAGAGAAAAGCAGGCCUUUGCAGAUGUGAUGGAAUGCAUCCCACCUUGCCAAAGCACUUAAUACCAGUUUGACUGUGGUGGCUAACAAAUUUAAGGGGAGCUCUUCAGCAUUAAGGCAGUGUGAUGUCAUGAUUGGUUUUCUUUCAGGGCAGGGAGUGGAGAACAGUGAUUUGUUGCCUCCUUUCAUAUUUUCCAUUUUCCAUUUUUUUCCUGUUAAAUUAACACUAAUUAUCAUGUCCGAAUGUGUAUGUGUGGUUUGAACAUUUUGUACAUUUUAAAGCAUAAUGGUGUUUACAUAGAGCUGUUUUCUCUUGCCCCUUCUGUAUUUUUAACCUGCAUGCAUUUCCACAUUCUCACGCCCACAUUUUUCAGUGUGCCUUUUUCAUAAUCUGCCAUGAUAGAUCAUUGGCAAUGCUUAAAAUGAUGGCAGUAGAGUGCAGUCUGAUCAUUGUAUAGGCGAUGGCUGUGGAUAAUACUGUAGUGUGCAGCUAAUUUGCAGUCUUGGAUAUUUGCUUAAUUACCGUCAUCUAACAGCAGAACCAAGUGGCAUUUGUUUCCUGUAGUUCCCUCAUGGUUUUCCUUGCCUGCUGCUUCAGAAGUGUAGACAACAGGUUCUUUAGGAUAGUUUCUGGAAAAAACACUGGGAGAUUUAGAAAAUUACUUUUCAUUUUUUUUUUUUAAGAAAAUCAAAUGUUUAAUAAAAAACACAUAAACUUGCUGGUAGUUUAUUUUGUUCACUAAGAAAAUCCCUUUCCAUUUCUGGAAAGGCACCAUGUGAAAACCCCCACCCAGGAAGGGAACAGGGCCACUACCUCACUGUUAGACCUGUGCUGGCUUUGUCAAACAUGAGUGUGUACACUGUUCAUACUGCACAGUGAUAGACUCGAUCGUGAAGCACUGCUCACAAGAUCUCAUUUUCUUUCAGAAUACCUGAGUGCUAAAUUGCCCUUGUUGAGCUGAACUGCGGGACUCUGAUUUGUAUUAAAAUUAAAAGCUUUCACUGGUGUACUAUCUUCCUGGAGGAGUAAUGUGUGCUGUAUGUGAGUGUCUGAGAGAAAUUACCUUUGUAGCAUAAGAAUGUUGUUUUCUGGUGUCAGUUACAUAAUCAUACUUGAUUUUGAUUUCUAAAUCAGUUUAUUUUCAAAAGCAAAUCUGGUUCAUAUUUUAGAAACUUGUAGAUUAAUAUCAAUUAUGUCUUAUUGAAGAUAUUCUUCCAAUUAAAAAUAUUCUGAUUUUUUUCCCCUUGGUAAGGUUCCUAGAUUUGAAGUUACAGAGAGCCUUGUUUUCUCUGUGUGGUUCAGCUACUUUUCCAUUGGUAUUAUGCACAUUUAUCUGUUAAAAUUGCCAUUUUAUUAAACAUUUUUUCAUGCACAGUAGAUUGACAUUGUGUCUAAAAAAAAGUCUUGUGCUUUGUUUUGCUGACUUUAAAAGGAUUAAUCUGGGCAGACAUGAAAAGGAAAGCUGCAUUUAAUAUAUAUUUCUGACUCUACAAGACAAAAGAUAACUGGAUAACUUAAAGUGACUGUUGUACAGAGGUGGUCCCACAUGAUUCAAAACCAUAGCAUAUUUUUAUCAGUAGUACAUCGGGGCACAGAUAAUGGAUUCCACUGCUCAGACUUAAGUUCCACUUUCCAGAACAUUCAGCAUUGCCAUAAUAGGUGAAAACCUGGACUUCCACUUGUCUUGUUCCCCUGUGUGCGUUACCAUUGCUACACCAGUUUGAUACAGUGUUGAAAAAUUACCAGUUAUAUUUGCUGUUUAUAA
This is a messenger RNA of Ochotona curzoniae (black-lipped pika), 3802 nucleotides long. It is a transcript of the gene RDX, whose product is annotated as radixin. The coding region runs from base 242 to 1993 and encodes 583 amino acids. Gene Ontology annotation, molecular function: actin binding; cell adhesion molecule binding. Gene Ontology annotation, biological process: regulation of organelle assembly; regulation of cell shape; positive regulation of early endosome to late endosome transport. The transcript has 14 exons. Gene Ontology annotation, cellular component: adherens junction; cytoskeleton; apical part of cell. The record is from RefSeq and is a predicted model, not a curated record. Lineage: Eukaryota; Metazoa; Chordata; Mammalia; Lagomorpha; Ochotonidae.